GUAAACAAAAACAAGAAAUUCAUGGCUUGGCCGGGAAAAUUGUUAGUUACCUACGAAAACUUUACCGCCGACUUACCAGCUCUUAGGAUUGACCAGAAAACAGAAGGAUGCUCCGGUUCCUGCAGCUGCAAGUGCAAGUGCUGUCAAGGAUUCAGGGAGAAAUACGUGGCAUUCAAUGGGGAAAACGCACUUGGCUCGGAAUUUCACGAAGGAGACGAUGUCCAGAAAAUGAUGCGUUUCCGGAGCUCAGACAUGUUGCUUUUACUGCAGGCAGCCCAAUUACGUGAUAAUUUCUGGACCAAUCAGUAUUUCAAGGUGGACUUACAGGAGGAUUAUCAAGCUAUUUUGAAGGUUUUUGAAGAUAGAAACCGAAAAGUUCACUUUGAAACAGUGGCGGCAAUUAUGGAUACAGUAAGCACUGGCUAUAGACGAGCAGUUAGCCAAUUAGAAGGACCAGAAGCGCACGGAGCUCUACGCCCCAAGUUAGCCGCUUUUAACCUACCAGGACUACGUUGUGUUUGCUAUAAAUGUGAGCAUCUUCACUGGAAGAAGCUACAGGAAGUGGAGGAUCACCAAAGGACGCAUCGCUAUUCGGACAACUUUCACUGCCAGAUUUGCUAUAGGCGUUUCUACCUACAGCAUUCAAUAACCUCCCAUAUAAGCAGGCAAAUGGGAUCCUUCUCUGAAGAACUUUAUGAAAAUGAGAGAUACAAGAGACUGCUAGAGAAUCAAAAGUUAAAAGAACAAGCUGAAUUGCAAAUAGCACCUGUCAAACUUGAGGAUAUAGUGGUGCCAGUUCCUAGGAACCUGAAGAUGUACUUUAAGGAGGAAUCAAAACCUCACAUCCAGAAACGAAAGAAGUCUAUUCACACCAACUGUCCAACUUGUUAUGAAAAAUACCGCUUUUCCUUUAGCCACCAGCUACAUAUGGUUAGGCAUAGAAAGGAUGACUCAGAACUAAAUAAGCUUUAUUUCUGCUCCUACUGCCAUAGGUCCUUUCUCACCCUAAAGUUCCUUAAGAAACAUCAAAAAAGAGUUAGAAUUUCCAGUAGUCUGCUCUAUCGUCCUUUCAAGUGUGGUAAUUGCCCACAGAGGUUCCAAUUGUGGUCUACCCUUGAAACACAUAUAAACCAAAUGCAUAGAAAACAAAACACCUGUCUUAUUUGCCAACUGCCAACUUUGGCUCGAUGUUGCGGUGCUCAUACAGCCAUGGAGUGCAGAGAAGCCAUUAAAAAACACCGGGAAAAACAAAGACUUUUGAAAGGUCCACGAAGGGGAGGCUGCCAGAAAAAGCCAAAACCAAUUUGCAAGGUGUGCGGAAGAGAGUUUGAAAAUAAUUUUUACCUUAGAGAGCACUUAAACAAGAAGCAUUUAAACAGGAGGAAUUUUACUUGCGAAAUCUGUGGAGCGAGUUUCUACAGUCAGGGCACCAUGCAAACCCAUCGAAAAUCAGUGCAUUUUUUGACUCAGACUGUUAAAUGCGAGGUGUGUGAGCUUAUCAUUAAAUCUAAAAGAAAUUACCUGAGGCACUUGAAAUCACAAAGUCACAAGGAUAAUUUGACUAAACUAGGAUUGGAUAAUGAAAAUUGCAAUGAAAGUUUGUCCAGCAAUCCAUCAACAACUAAUCAUGUAAAUAUUGCAUUAAAAUCCACCGAGGAUAAACAUCUUACAGGAACGAGUACAGAAUAUUCUGCAUUAAAUAACGAUAGUACAGUCGCUUCCCAAGAUGGUCAAGAGAAAAACUGGCAAAAACCAUGCAGUUUUCAAAAGCCAGUAAAAGUUAUUUUUUGUGAACCUUGUGGAAAUUCAAUUAUGGGGAGUAUGCAACGACAUUGCAGGUCGACUAAGCAUAGGCUAAACAUGGUUAUAUACAACAAAAAGAGCAACAGCAAUUUUUAACAUUUAUUUUAAAAAUAACAUAUAAAACAGAUUUUAAAAACCCGUCCAAUGCUUGUUUGAUAAGAAAUUCCAUUUUAAAAUGUAUUGUAUAAUUCGUACUUAAUGUGUAGUUUCUUUAAACCUAAUUGUAAUUAAAAUGUCUGGUCAGAAAAACACGCCUUAAUAUAAAUUACAUUGACAACUCAUCACA
Messenger RNA from Drosophila subpulchrella, 2089 nucleotides. Its product is annotated as zinc finger protein 43. Gene Ontology annotation, biological process: regulation of transcription by RNA polymerase II. Bases 22 to 1899 code for a protein of 625 amino acids. Gene Ontology annotation, molecular function: zinc ion binding; chromatin insulator sequence binding. The record is from RefSeq and is a predicted model, not a curated record. The transcript has a single exon. Lineage: Eukaryota; Metazoa; Arthropoda; Insecta; Diptera; Drosophilidae. Gene Ontology annotation, cellular component: chromosome.